This is a messenger RNA of Aspergillus lentulus, 1548 nucleotides long. Its product is annotated as F-box protein. Gene Ontology annotation, molecular function: protein binding. The record is from RefSeq and is a predicted model, not a curated record. Lineage: Eukaryota; Fungi; Ascomycota; Eurotiomycetes; Eurotiales; Aspergillaceae.
AUGGCGGGAACAAGUAUGUCGGAGUCUCCACGAAAUUCAGGGACAGUGGACCUUUUGCACAUGCCAUUGGAAGUCUUCUGGAUGAUCUUGCAGUAUCUUGAUGCCAAGGAUAUUGUACGAUGUCGUCGGGUUUCAAAACAUUGGAACGAAGCAUUUACCAACCCAGUGUAUCUGGUUCGCCUGUUGAUUCAACUGUUUCCCAGAGCUCCAGAGGUUCGGGCGCUGAAAGGCAAACAGUCGUUGGACGAGCUACUCUCCACGGUUCAGAGCAGCGAGUAUUGGCGCGAACUGUUCGACAAGGUUGCCUCGAGAUACGAUCAUCUCAGCCGGGGCAAGCCAAGGUCGGUCCAAAAGCUCAAGCUCUGUGAUGACUUUGGAGUCACAGGAGAAAGAGAGUGGUUUCAGGUACAGCCUUGGGAUAGCCAUGCCAGUCAUCUCAUGCAGCGGGUUGAUUACCUCUAUCCCGAAACGUUCUGGACCUACGAGGAUGGUUUGCUUGUGUACCCCAGCGCAGAUUACUCCUCUUUGGUCGUCAUGGAUGUGGAGACCGGUAAACAGGUAAUGGUACCGUUCUUGAUUAUCGGUAAGGUGAUUAGGAGAAUUCGCCUGCAGAAACGAGUCCUUGUAGUGGAAUGGGCUGAACCAAAGGCCUUCCACUGGCUGAAUGACAGCGACGGGGUCCAUCGUCAUUUUGCAUCUUCAUUUGACGUGACCCAAGAAGCCAAUGGCAGCUGGAACGUCGCGUUUCGCAACGAAUGGAAGAUCAUGUUUCUUGGCCAUCCUCUGAGCGAAAGGGAUCGGUUCUACUCCACUCAUAACAAGACACAUUAUGUGAUCUACAUAUGGCAACCCAAUCGCAGCUUGUACACUGCCGACGAGGAUGCCCCAAUCGAGUCCCUGUUUGUCUGGGACAUUUCAAAGCCAUGUCCCUACAGGCCCUCUCUGGAUCCUACAGGGCGGCAACGGAGCGAAGAGCAGGAUCAAGCUCCCUCCAUUGUCUCUCGUUUCGGGUUUAGAGAGUUAGGGUUCUUCUCUGUCAGACAACGAGGAGUACCGGGCAUGCAAGGUCUAGAAAUAACCGAUGAUGGCCAAGCCAUAGAAAUUAUUGAGAACUUGUGCACAGGACCGCUUGACCGACUCGUCGGACCGACGGAGUGGACGUCUCAGGUGCAGAUCACGAGCAUUCCCCUGAUUGGCGAUGGACCAGUAUGGAGGCGAGACGUUGACUACAUCUUAUCUCCUUACCGCGGGAGCAACGGGUUACAGACAAGGCCUCUCGGCCUGCUUUGCAAACAGUUCUGGUACACUGUCAUUUCCGAGAUUUAUGAUAAAAACUCAAAGGCAGGAUUUGCCUUGCAUCUGUCUCCAUUGGGCUGGCCUUUUGACUCGAAGAUAUACUUGAGUAUACAGACGCCAUACUCUCGGAUUGUCUUGAAACCCGACGAUGUUUUUGAACUCGCGGGUAAGGGAAAGAUUUGCGGAAAUGAGAAAUUCGUGAUAGGAGAAAAUGCGAACCGCGAGCUUGUCAUCUGGAGAUUCGAUCGCUAG